This is a messenger RNA of Globicephala melas (long-finned pilot whale), 489 nucleotides long. RefSeq names its product transmembrane protein 258 (gene TMEM258). Gene Ontology annotation, cellular component: membrane-bounded organelle. Gene Ontology annotation, biological process: protein N-linked glycosylation. Lineage: Eukaryota; Metazoa; Chordata; Mammalia; Artiodactyla; Delphinidae. The record is from RefSeq and is a predicted model, not a curated record.
CGAAACCACACGACUACAAAUCCCACAAUGCCACCUGUGCAGCUGCACUUCCUCUUCCGGCUGAACAGCGCGCCUGCUCCUGCCGACGUGUUCUUCCGGUGGCUGAGCGGCGGAUUACCCUGUGUCCGGCAAAAUGGAGCUUGAGGCCAUGAGCAGAUACACCAGUCCAGUGAACCCGGCUGUCUUUCCGCAUCUGACUGUGGUGCUGUUGGCCAUUGGCAUGUUCUUCACCGCCUGGUUCUUCGUUUACGAGGUCACCUCCACCAAAUACACUCGGGAUAUCUACAAAGAGCUCCUCAUCUCUUUGGUGGCCUCGCUCUUCAUGGGCUUUGGAGUGCUCUUCCUGCUGCUCUGGGUCGGCAUCUACGUGUGAGCUCCCACGGGUACCAGCCAGGCGGCUUCACUGAAUCCCUGCUUUUGUAAAUUAGUUUUUUUUACUAUGCCAGAAAUGUCCCACCUGCUGCUCACAAUAAAGGCAGAUGUGUGACA